Messenger RNA from Trichobilharzia szidati, 6849 nucleotides. Lineage: Eukaryota; Metazoa; Platyhelminthes; Trematoda; Strigeidida; Schistosomatidae. The record is from the annotation of a GenBank genome assembly.
AUGUCUGCCAACUUUUUAUAUUCAAACACUGCAUUACCGUCGCUUAUAACACAUCAACAGCAACAGCAUCUAGUUACUCAGCGCAGCCGCUCAGCUUCAACAUCCAACGCUGGACCAAACGUUCCUACUCAAUACCAAGUUGCUCUUUCACAACCAUACCAAACUCUUGGACCAAUGGAUGGAUCUUGGACCCAAACUCAAGGAUUGUAUGUAAAUGGAUUAAAUAAAAUGAUGAAUAUCUAUCCUGGUCAAAAUGUGACAGAAAUGGAACAAACGCCUAUGAGUCAGCCAAAUGAGCCAACAAAUGGUAAUACUGCCGGGAAUCAUGGAUCUGUUACACUGGCUGCUGCACCACAAGUUCAUUUUGCAGUUGCAGCCACUCCGAAUGGUUUAGUUCAACCGCAUACAGGCCUACAAAAUCCAUCUACAUCUAUGCGUUCCGAUCAGACAACUGUUCUGCAUUCAACCUCACAACAUCCAUCUGGUCAAUCAUUUCUUAUUCCUGGAAUAGUAGGCCAACAACCACCACCAACUUUACGUACAUUAACACAAGAUAAUUUAUCACCAUCUGUCUACAGAGAGCCUGGUUCCAAUCAACAAUCAAUGUUAUCAUCAGGUACAAAACAGACAAAUAAUCUGAACAGUGUAAACAAUACACGUGAUCUACACUCACGACUAAUUGAUAAUGCUUCAAUGAAUCAAUCAGCCUAUGUGGCAUCUGUUCCAGUUCAACAGCAUCCUCCUGUUGUAUCUCAUCAUCAUCAUCCUCAUGCUCAUCAGUUGUAUACAAGUCCUACACUACAACCACCAUCUUUACAUGGUAUGGUCGAGUAUGUACAAGCUGUUUAUCCAACUAAUCCAAAUAUUCAUAUACCAUAUAGUCAACAACAGCAACAGCAGCAACAACAACCAUCGGCAACAGCUAUAUUCAGUCAUUAUCCUGCUCAAAUGAAUACUCCUUUCGAUUCAACAACAAUGCAUACAAACUUUAAUUCACGUGUACGUCAUAAUACAUGGACCACUACCACUUCUACUACUUCUACUGGUCUCGAAGACAAUUCAUCCUCUGCUGGUAAUCAUGAUUCAUCUAUUCGAAAACUGAAAAAUGAUAAAGUCUUAAUGCCAAAUGACUAUGCAUCGUCUACACUGAAUGAAUAUAAUAUUAAUUCGCAUGGUUCAUAUUCACAAUAUCCUACUGGUGGUGGUGGUCCAUACUUUACUGGGUUUACACAGUCUUCUUUUUAUCAACCGGAUAGUAGUCAACAAAAAACAGAUCUGACUAAACAACACCAGCAGCAACAACACCAACAUCUACCGCCUGGUUCUAUUACAUUCCAACCUCAUAAUGAAGUACAAAAACAACAUGCAUGUAGCUAUCAAAAUCCAGCCUCUUUACAGUAUAAUUCUUCUCUAGCCUCAAUAACUAACAAUGAUAUUUCGUAUAUAACAUCUGUUCCUAUGGGUCAGUUACCGGCAAGAUCUACUUACCAUCAUCAUCCUAUGCACAACAGUUCCUAUUUACCACCACCAUCAGGCAGUGUUGGUGGGCCGUCUUGUUUACCUGUUCAAAAUAACAAUAAUUAUAAUGCUAAUCAUAAUCAGUCGUCACAUAUGUAUAAUAAUAUUUACAAUUCAGAGAAUUUGAAUACGACUGCUACUGCUGUCGGCGCCGCGGCCGCUGCCGGUGCUGCUACUACCACUACUAAUGUACAACAAUCAGCUUAUCCUGUAAAGGAUAACUAUCCUCGUGGAAAUCAUAAACCACCACGUGAGUGGAAUAAAUCGAAAGAAAUCAAUCAUCAUCACCAAAGUAAAAAUGCACAGAAUCCACUUCACUCUCGUUCAAAUAAUACUACUAAUAAUACCAGUAGUAAUAAUAAUAAUAAUCGAUUGAAAACCGGAAGUAAAAGUUUUGCAUCAGAUAGGCAACAACCUGUUUCGUCUAGUGAUCGUAAAGUGACAUCUUCCAACUCUGCUGUAGGCAAUAGAUCAAGUGGAACAGGGAAACAAACUAUCCUGUCAAAUCAUACAACUACAACAAAUUUCAUUCCGUCAGCAGCAGCAGCAGCAGCAGGAGGUCUUAUUAUAUCUUCUAAUCCUUCGUCUACAGUUUACCAUGACUUCAAUUCAACUAGUCGGGUGAAUACAAGAGCAGAUCAUGUUGACUAUCAUCAGCAUUCACAGCCUUAUGUCAGUUCAUAUGCUAGUAGUGCAAAUCAACAACCGCCAAUGCCUACUGAGCAUUGUAUUAAUGGUGGCGGCGUUGGUGUUCUACCGAAACAUUUACAAACUUAUCAACCAUCCGUUACACAUAACAGUCUGUUGCCUAGUUGUAUUCAAAGUCUUCCAGAGAAUUUUAUAGCAAGUUUAAAAUUAAGCGGUUUCCGUCUUGUCUUGGAUUCUUGUCCGACUAGAAUGUUACUCAGUACCUCGUUAGUUGGUUCAGUGAUUGGUCGAGGCGGUAGAACUAUUCGUCAGAUUACAACAAAGACUGGUGCUAAAAUAGGCUUGAAACAGGAUAUCAUUACCUUUUCGCAGUUCUCUUUACCAGGAAAAGGGAGAAAAACAUUCAAACCGUCAGCAGAUCCCGCUAGUAGUAAUAGUACUGCAAAUGACAACGUAAUCAGUAAUAAAGCAGGAGGAGAAGAAGUAGCAGAAGAAGGAGAGGAGGUGAGGAGUGACGAGAAAAAUCAGUCACCUGAUGACAAUGGAGAUACUACUUCUACUACUCCAAGUACUACUACUACUACCAGCAAUAAUCCAGAAGAUGACGGUCAACCGACAGAAUCAACCGCGAAUCCAGUCAGUGAAUCUGAGUCACCACCAGCAGCAGCAACGGAACCACCACCACCAAUUAGCACACUUCAAUCUAAGCUAGAAAUUCAAUCAGACCAGAGUCAACUUGCUGUUCUCUAUGGAUCCAGGGAACAAUGUUCCGCUGCAUUGUAUGAAAUCCUUACUAUAUGCUUCAGGGAAUCAAAACAUCGUGGUUUCUCUGAUCCAUGUUUAGGCCUACUUGUUGAACAACAAAUUUAUAGUCAAUUAAUUAUGAAUAAAGGUAAAAAAUAUUUCAAUGCUAUACACGCUGCUACAGGAGCACGUAUAUCAGUAACUGGUACACCUCUGCAAAUCUCUUCUACCUCAUCUACUGAUGGUAAUGAUCAAGAAAAAUGCAAUCCAACCGGCACUACAGAUCGUGUACUAGUUGUUCGUGGUCAUUUGAAUGCAAUUUGUGCCGCUGAAGCCUUCCUCAGUGAACAAAUUCGUUGGGCAACAAUUGAAUCAGUAAUUCCGUCGCAUUUUUGGCCUUUACUCAACCAUCUGCCUUCUAUACCACUCGUGAAUAAUCAUAAAUCAUCGAAUACACCGUUUAGUUAUGAUCCACAAUCAGUCUGUUCAUUGAUUAUGUCAUUAGGAUCAAUAUUUUGGCCACAAUCCGUUUGUGCAAAAUUAGGCAAGAAUUCUUCCUUGCAAUAUAAUAAUAAUAAUAAUAAACGAUCUGAAGUUCGAAAUACAAAUCUGUCGACGAAGUCUAAUAGUGGUCUACCAGAGAAUGAUACAACGAAUAGUGUGAAUACUCUCAGUCCAGUAGAUAUUCAUGAUGAUGAGGGUGAUGGUGACGAUGAUGACGAAGAUGCCGAUGCCGAUGGCGAUGAUGCUGAUGAUGUUGAUAUUGUAGAGGAGGAGAAUCAUGAAGAUAAAGAAGACUUGGAAUAUGAUGCCAAAACUCUUGUCAAUGAAGAUAAUCUUAGCGAAAUGAACUCUGAGGGAGUAGUAAUACAAGAAGGUAUUGACGAUAAUCCCGCCAAUGACAAGGUGGAUGAUGAUAAUAACACCAGUCUUCCUCUGGAUAACACAGACUUGUCAUCAGAGGAUAUUAAUGAAAUUACUGUUAUCUCUGUCUCCGCCUCGGAUAUGGAAGAUAAAGAUGAGGUGAUGACAGUUAUAGAAGUAACUGACAACGAUAAAACCGAAUCUCAAUCACCGCCUGUCUGCAUCGAUUCUGGAGUACAAAAAUCUGAUAAAUUUGAUGAAACCAGCUCUGAUCAGUGUGUAGUUGAACAACUAACUCGGUCAACAAUGCCUAAAGAAACUAAUCUUGUUGUCGCGACUGCAGUUCAACAAUCACUCAUUGCUGCUGUUGGUCCAAUCGCUUGGCUAGCGACUGGCGGUAUGCUAUAUAUGCGUGUUUCAUAUAAUGAAGCUGGAGCUUUAAUCGGUACAGAAGGCUCUCGAAUUCAACAUCUUAUGCAUAUUACUGGCGCAGAAAUAAAUGUCGGCAAGGUUCAAAUUAAUCCACCAUAUGCAAUCAGUCCAUCAACUCGCACUACUCAUACUGCUAAUGCUACUGCUACUGCUACAACUGCCACUACGAAACGCACCACCAAUUCAUCAACUCAAUCAUCUGAUCGCAGAUCACCAACAUGUAUUUCUCUAGCUGAUUCUUUCUUGAAUAAUUCUACACCGGAUGAAGAUUCUUCUUUGAUGAACAAUAAAGUCGAUCAGUCCACCAGUAAUCAAGAUGAUAAUAUUGAUGAUGAUGAUGGCAACAACACCUCUGUGAAAUCAUCAGAUGCCACUGAAAGUUUGAAUGCUACAACAGAACCUACUGAUGAUAUCAACAACUGUAACGACGACGAACAGCAACAACAACAACACAACCAAGCAUCAAAUCAAUCCGUGGACAACAAUAAUAAUGAAGAUGGUGGUGAACAAUCCACAAUACCAAAAUGCCCAAAAGCAUCUUCUGAUUCUUCUACCUCCUUCGCCAUCUUUAUCGGUGAACAGUUGUCAUCAAGCGGUACAAUGCCUAGUGCUUCUUCUUGUCAUUCCGAUUGUGGAAUUGCUCAACAAAAAACUGAUAUACCUCAUUCAAAAACAACUGAAUCAAAAGGCAUAAUAAAUUCAGCAAAUCAAUCCUAUCGUUUAAUCACUCUAUCGGGUUCUGCUCAAUCACAGAUUAUGGCUCAAUGGCAAAUAUUUCAACGUCUUAAGAAUAUACGUAAAAAACAGGCGGAUUCUUCAUCUCAGAGAGUAUUUUGUUUAGCUACAUUAAUUUGUCUACCUUAUCGAUUUUUAUGGUGGUUAACUACGCAUAAUCCAGGAUUCUCAGAGACAUCGGAUUCUACUUCUAUUCUUACAUCUACAUCAUUAACAAGAUCCAAUCAUUAUUCACAGGGUAAAUCUGAUAACGAUCAGAGCAGUGAUCAUAGCAACAACAAUAAUAAUAAUAAAGAACAAAAAUCUGGAAUAUCUCCACUGAAUUGGAUCCAGUUGUUGGCGAGUAAACAUAUGAAUGCAAAUAAUGCAGAUAAUGGCGAGAAACAAUUGCCUAAUAAAUUUAUUCAUGUCCUCCCUGAGCCUAGACGACGUCGACGGUUAGUUCAACAACAGUUGAAACGAAUUAUGAAUGCUAGUCGGCGUGGUGGACAACACCACCACCAGCAACAACAACAAAUGAAUCAUGUCGGCAACUGUUUGGCGAAAGCACUUAUCCUACCGACAAGAGGAUUAAGUAAUGAUGGCUUAGAUCAAUUGUGGGCUCAUCCUAAUCGUAUACCCUUGGAGAUUUAUGCUGAUUUUGAAACAACACAAUUGGUAUUGAAAAAUUUACAUCAUAUGUUAGCCUUAUGGUUAUAUGGACAAUCACUUGCCGGGACUUCAAUUCAAUCGUUUAUUCAACCACCGAUUAUCUUUUAUCCCCUACCUAAUACCUCUGGACGUCCAGGCAAUCUGUCUAACUUGGAGGCAUCAAGAACAACAGCAACAGCAAUGGCAACGACAACAUCAGCAGCAGCGCCAGUAGCGGCACACAAUCGACCAUAUUCACAGCCUAAUUUUUAUAAUAAUAAUAAUAAUUAUGAUCAAUUUGACUAUUGGACAUUUAUGCCUAAUCGUCAACAUGAUGCUUUUUUUAAUUCACCACUUAGGCAUAGUUUUCCUAUGCCAUUGUUACCUGGUGGUGGUGGUGCUGCUGUUGCUAGUGCUGGUGUUGGUGCUGGGAGUUCACCCUAUUCAUCAGCACCAAUACUUCCACCGGAUCGUUGUAAUUAUGUAAAUUUUACAGCACAACCAUACUAUUAUCCUCGAUAUCCUUGGAUGAAUUUACCUGGUAUCCCAUCUAAUACUAAUAAUAGUAAUAACAAGUACUCAGGACAGGCAACAGUAUCAGAUGCUGCUACUACUGCAACUAGGGGUGGUGGUAGCAUGCGUGUUGGCCCCCCAGCUUUAUAUGGCUAUUGGCCACGUGGACGCUUCAAUCAUCCCCUAGAGGAUAAGCAUAAUAUUGUUGUUAAUGGUGAUUUAUCUUCACAAUCGACACGAUUUCCAUCACCUGGCACUUGUGGCGUUGGUGGUGGUGGUGGUGGUUAUACAGCAUUUCUUACUAACUUACAUUUCCCACCAACAGCAGCCAUGGCAGCAGCAACCGGUACAGGCGCCCGACCAUCAGCUACACCUUUCAAUCAUAUCCAUACAUCUGUUCAUCCUGCACAAGUUCAUGGUUAUCAUCGAGGUUCAUCUGUUCCACCACAACCGAAAUUUAGAUUCCGUAAUCCAUGUAGCGGUGGAGGGGUAGGAGGAAGUGCUACAGAACCAUUUAUCCUAAAAAGUAUGCCAUUAUUAGAUACACCAAAUCAUCAAAUGAUCAUGAAUAAUAAUAACAAUCAUCGACCGUCGUCUUUUGUGCAUCAUUCAAAAUCGUCAACAACGACAACAGCAACAACAACAACAAAUCAUGUAAAGAAUCAGGGAACACGAACAAAACACAAUUCACAAAGUUUAACUGAAUCACGGAAGAAAAAUGAUGACUCGACAACCGUCAGCGGCAGUGGUGAUGGCGGCAGCUAG